AUGCCUUCACCGGAAACUCACUAUACUCAAUUCCCGGUGACUCACUUUCAACCUCCACAGCACUCGAUUCCCUUAACGCCAGAAUUCUACAAAAACGUUCACUCUUCUCCUUCCCCGAAUUUCAAGGAGGAUAUGGAGGAGAGUCGUUUAUGGAGGACGCCGUUUGAUGGGGCAAUCCAUGUUUGUGCUAAGUUACCUCAAUUGGCUACCAACACCGACGUCCAAUUGCGUUUCGUGGAGCUCCCAACUCUCAUGGUAUUGGUGCCCAUCAUCCGUUUCAAACCAAUCCAACUCUUGCUUAUUGCUGCUCAUGUAACUUUCUUAUCUUCUUAUACCAAUUAA
Molecule: messenger RNA, 342 nt
Organism: Vicia faba (fava bean)
Lineage: Eukaryota; Viridiplantae; Streptophyta; Magnoliopsida; Fabales; Fabaceae
Source: the annotation of a GenBank genome assembly